AUGUCCGAUAAAACCAAGGAGAUGAACCUCUCCGGAUUGAUAUCCCGAAUGUAUGCUUGGAUUUCAAUACAAAACCCCCAGUCACCAAUUGUCAAGGUCAUGGACGAUGAAACCAGAGCUGGAAACAGACUUCUAGAACAGGCACUUUACAUACUAUUGGCCUGGGCUUACAAUACCUAG
This is a messenger RNA of Clonostachys byssicola, 180 nucleotides long. NCBI's taxonomy places the organism in Eukaryota, Fungi, Ascomycota, Sordariomycetes, Hypocreales, Bionectriaceae. The record is from the annotation of a GenBank genome assembly.